Molecule: messenger RNA, 1141 nt
Organism: Schistocerca piceifrons (Central American locust)
Lineage: Eukaryota; Metazoa; Arthropoda; Insecta; Orthoptera; Acrididae
Product: glutathione peroxidase-like
Exons: 4
Coding region: 184-693 (169 amino acids)
Biological process (GO): response to oxidative stress
Molecular function (GO): glutathione peroxidase activity
Source: RefSeq, a predicted model, not a curated record
CCACGUCUGUAACGCAACGCGCUUUGCUGACUGGCUAGCGCACCAAGACACGCGAUACUCCGCCGCUGGACAAUAGCUCGUCAUAAGACACCGAGACGCCAUUCUCCCGAGUGCACGGGUAUUAUACUAACGUCAAACUCGUUGCAGCGCCGGCCUACCUAAGAUACUCAACGACAAACGAAGAUGUCUGGAAAUACGGAUUGGAAGUCAGCAUCUACCAUCUACGACUUCACGGCACGAGACAUCCAGGGCAAUGACGUGUCUCUGGAGAAAUACCGCGGUCACGUCUGCAUCAUCGUCAAUGUCGCUUCCAGGUGCGGCCUCACUGCUACCAACUACAAGGAGCUGGUGGAACUGCAGAAGGAAUACGGUGAGAGCAAGGGCCUGCGCAUUCUGGCGUUCCCGUGCAACCAGUUUAACGGCCAGGAGCCGGGAAACAGCGAGCAAAUAGCCUGCUUCGCGCUCAAGACGAUGGGCGCCACCUUUGACCUCUUCGAAAAGGUGGAGGUCAAUGGUGACAAUGCUCAUCCCCUAUGGAAAUUCCUGAAGAACAAGCAGCCGGGGACGCUGGGAAACUUCAUCAAGUGGAACUUCACCAAGUUUGUAGUUGACCGCGACGGCAAUCCAGUGGCCAGGUUCGCGCCCACGACGGAGCCCAAGAAGAUGGUGGACACGCUCAACAAAUUCUUCUGAGCCGGACCGGGGGGCUUUCGGCGUUCAGGCGGUUCCUACCAAUCGCCUCUGUUUUUUGGGGACAGUAGAAUUCAUGCGUACAAAUGCUAUUACACUUUAAACUUCUCACAGGGACUGUCAAAGCACAUUCGAGACUGUUUUCUAUCUGCACGUUGAAGCGAGAUUAUUUAGCGUAGACAUUUUGGGAAGGGGGAGGGGCGUGGAGUCCUUCAAGGAGCUGUACUGAGACGAACAUAGAAUUCUUUUCAGAGAUACAUGGCAGAAGCUCUCAUCCAUUGUGUAAACUAAACUAAAAUUGCGAGCAUUAUACACCUGGUAUCUAACAUCGUUUUUAAGUUUUUUACUUUGAAAUUAUAUUGAAAUAUAUGUAUUAUUAACGUCUGUAGUCAUCGUUUCGAAGAUAUUAAUGCAAGUGUAUGAUGCUGACCAUAAAGUCAUCUAGACUGUU